Toxotes jaculatrix (banded archerfish) is the source of this 1845-nucleotide messenger RNA. Its product is annotated as DNA ligase 1. The transcript has 2 exons. Bases 1 to 1845 code for a protein of 614 amino acids. NCBI's taxonomy places the organism in Eukaryota, Metazoa, Chordata, Actinopteri, Toxotidae. The record is from RefSeq and is a predicted model, not a curated record.
AUGUCACCAGUCAAGUCUCAAGGCAGAACAAAUGCUACAAAGCAAAAAAGGUCUGACAGAAAAGGAAAGCAACAGAAAAAUGUAAGUCAGAAGGGUUUCAAAGCAUCGCAACCUCCCUCUGAGCUGCCUAAUGUGAAACAGAAAGGAAGAGGCAAUUCAACACCUCUGGGAGACGGAACCACAGGUGGAGUGAAGGGUAAUAAAAGGAAUGAAGGAAAUGGUAUAUCACAACCUCAACAUGAGAAAGAUGCUAAGAUCACAGGGGGCAGAAAGAAGACCACCCAACUCAGAUGUCCGCCAAAAGCACUCACUACAAAACCAGGGAGCAUCAACAACAAGCUCCCCACCAAGCCUGAAAACAAGAGAAGAGACAGAGUGACAGAAAGUGAGGAGGAGGAAUCAGAGAGCUCUGCAGGAAGCUCAGUGGAUGCUACUGAAGACGGGACUAGUAACGAUGAGAAGGAGGUGGACCAGGGCAGUAACGAAGAGCCAGAUGAAACAGAGGGGAGUAAGCAGAGCAGUGAGGAGGAGGCUGAGGCAUCAGAUACUCAGAGAGAUACAGAACAGACAGAAAAUGAGGAAUCAGACAAAGAGUUUUCAGAGGAAGCCAAAUCUGUAAGUGAGUCCGAGGUCGAACCAGUCGCACCCGUUGCCGAAGAGGAGGAAAACGAAAAGGAAGUUGAAGCAUCUGAGGCCGUCGUCAGUGAUGGGGGUGAAGACAAGGAGAUAACCCAGGAGGACAUGUCUGAAAAGCCAACAGCUGAUAAAGCCUGCAGAAGACGCAGACAGACACCUCGUCUAUCAAAGCCUGCGCAAGGGUCGAAAAACAAGAUGUUUAAAAAAACCAAGGCAGAUAAGCAGGCUGAGAAGGAAGAAAAACAGAGGGCCAAAGCAGAAAAGAAAAGGUUGGAAAAGGAAGCCAAACAAAAAGCCAAGGAAGAAAAAAAGAACAAAAAGAAGCCACAGAAAGAGGACAAACCUGGCUCUGAAACAGAGGAGACUCAGUCAAUAAAAGGUUCCCUCAGCAAGGCUGACACAGCAAAAGGCAAGUUAGCCAGCAAAAUAAAAAAUGGCAAUAAGAAGGAUCCUCUUGUAGAAGCUGAUCCAGAAGAGGAAGAGGAGGAGGCUGAACUAACACUGUCCAAAGCCAUCAAAGGCCAAAACCAAAUAAUGCUUCUCAAAGCCAAAGGUAAAGACCUCAAAGCCGUUCUGGAGCCUGAAGAGCAGCAGGAUGCUGAAAGUGUCAUAAAAGGGCGGCCACAGAAUUUGCUUUUGGGGAAGGUCAAGAUGGCAUCUCUCCGAGACAAAGCAAAUAAGAUGUUGGCAAAGCCCGAUGAGGACACAUCAGCCAGUGGGACUAUCAAUGGAGGGUCCAGCAAACCCAAAGAAGGUUUGAUAGCGCGAAGAAAAGGUAUGGCAACUCUUCACAGAGUGUCUGGUUGGAUUCAGAAGAAAAUGCCGAGGGGGAUAAACUUCAGAAAGAAACUUUCUGCUUGGACUAAAGCCAUCGGAGUCUCUCGCUGGCUCUCUCUUCGGGCCAUAAAACAGAAGCAAGGCACUAGAAAAUCCAAAGGCCAUAUUCUCAAACACAGGAUGGCCAUGAGAGUUGCCAGUAAAACCAGCCUGGCCAGCAGGAAAAAUAAGAGUGUCUCAGAGAAUAAAAUGGCCAAAGAGAAAGGCGACCCCCAGGGAAAGGCAGGGGAGGGAGGGGAAGAAGCAGCCACAACUGAGGAGAAAGAAGUAGAGGCCAAAUAUGCUGUGGAGAGCCCACUACCUCAGAGCCCAAACCCCCAAAACCAGGUGCCAGGCUUGUACUCCCUGUCAAACCAGAUCUCAGCCUGCUGA